Messenger RNA from Bombina bombina (fire-bellied toad), 4152 nucleotides. It is a transcript of the gene TSHZ2, whose product is annotated as teashirt zinc finger homeobox 2. The record is from RefSeq and is a predicted model, not a curated record. NCBI's taxonomy places the organism in Eukaryota, Metazoa, Chordata, Amphibia, Anura, Bombinatoridae. Gene Ontology annotation, cellular component: nucleus. The coding region runs from base 639 to 3725 and encodes 1028 amino acids. Gene Ontology annotation, biological process: regulation of transcription by RNA polymerase II. The transcript is spliced from 2 exons. Gene Ontology annotation, molecular function: DNA binding; DNA-binding transcription factor activity, RNA polymerase II-specific.
UCUCCCUCCCUCCCCUCCCUCCCUGCCUGCUGUGGAUGCACUGACUGACUGUAUGUGUGAGAGGGAGAGAGAUUUCCUGCUUUCCCUCCCCGUGUCCAUAUCACUCAGCCCAGCCUGGCAUCUGACAGCAGCAGCCUGCACCCCUCCUCUCUCACCCUUCACCCCUCCACUCACCCAGCACCCAGAGAGGGGGGCUCACUGUGCUGCACCUCUUCUGUUGCACCCUGUAAUUCUGCUGCACCCCUCCACUUAGCUGUCAUCCAGGACCAAAACAGAAGGGCUAACUCAGCUGUACCCCUCCUCUAAGCUGCACCCACCUUCUACUCAGCACAAACAGCAAGUGGAUCUCACUCUGCAGCACCCUACUUCUUAUUUCCAACACCCUUGUAUUUUUUAUCUCAUUCAGAUUUUGGAUGGUAAUCAGGAAAUUGAGUGAGACAGAGGAGCUCAGAGAUCCAUUCAAGAAAAGAGGAGGAGGGAAGAGAAACCAACCAAAAAGGAAGAGAAAAGGAGGAAGACACACAUACAGGAGAACAUACCCGAGGCAAUUAUUUAUUGUUGUCUGUGAUCUUUCUAAUUUAUUUUAUACUGACCUGGAUUGAAGAAAGAGAGAUUGUGGAAGACCAAAAAGAGGAGAAAUGCCCAGAAGGAAGCAGCAAGCACCAAAACGAGCUGCAGGAUAUUUUCAGGAAGAAGAGGAUUUAAAAGAUGAAGCAGUGAAAGAUGAUGAAGAUGAAGACGAUGACAGUAGUUCUACAGCUCAACUGCAAGACAGCAAUUACACACCUACUGAUGAAGAACAAGAGGUUGGAGGGGACAUCAAAGGAAGUUUUAGUUACCAAAAUUCCCCUGGAAGCCACAUAUGCAAUCAGGAUGUGGAAAAUGAGUCCCUGCUAAGUGAUGCCAGUGAUCAAAUGUCUGACAUCAAAAGCACAUCCACUAAAGAUGCUCAGGAACAAAAAGCAACACCCAGCCCCAAGCAUCAAAAUGAAGCACGUGAUUGCAUGGAUAAGAUGAAGACUGCCUAUGCGAGCAUAUUGUCAGAUUCCUAUUGGACAAACCUAGGACUUAGUCUAAAGCUCCCACAAUCAGAAAGGAAAAGCUGUGAUAGUCGUAAUGGAGGGACCAAAAGUGACUUUGACUGGCACCAGGAUGCACUCUCCAAAAGUUUACAGCAAAAUUUACCUUCAAAGUCUGUUUCCAAACCUAACCUCUUUAGCUCAGUUCAGUUAUAUCGGCAAAGCACCAAGAUGUAUGGCACAGUCUUCACAGGGGCCAGUCGGUUUCGUUGCAGGCAAUGUAGUGCAGCCUAUGACACAUUAGUAGAGCUGACUGUACACAUGAAUGAAACAGGCCAUUACCAAGAUGAUAACCACAAGAAGGACAAGCAUAGACCGACAAGUUACUCAAAACCAAGAAAAAGGGCCUUCCACGAUAUGGACAAAGAAGAUGCACAGAAGGUUCUUAAGUGUAUGUUUUGUGGUGAUUCCUUUGACUCUCUUCAAGAUCUGAGUGUUCAUAUGAUAAAAACAAAACAUUACCAAAAAGUGCCUUUGAAGGAACCAAUACCAACCAUCUCAUCAAAAAUGGUCUCUCCUUCCAAGAAACGUGUGUUUGAGGUGAACAGGCCCUGCUCACCUGAUUCUACGACAGGUUCUUUUGUUGAUCACAGUUCUGCACAGAAAACUGGUAAUCCUCAGCUUUCCUCCAAUAAUCGGUAUGGAUAUCAAAAUGGUGCCAGCUACACCUGGCAGUUUGAAGCUUGUAAAUCUCAAAUUUUAAAGUGCAUGGAAUGUGGCAGCUCUCAUGACACUUUGCAGCAACUUACAACACAUAUGAUGGUUACUGGUCAUUUUCUGAAAGUCACCAAUUCAGCCUCAAAGAAGGGAAAACAGUUGGUCUUGGAUCCUUUAGCAGUGGAAAAGAUGCAGUCACUCUCAGAGUCACCAUCUAGCGAUAGCCAGUCAAAAAUUUUAGCAAGUCCUUCGGGUAGUGCAACAUCUGACUCAAAACCAUGUAAAGAGAGUAACAUUGAUACAGCAGAAGAUGGAAGCAAAGAUGAAAAGUCAGAUACAAGUGAAGAACAUGAAGAUAUGUUAGAGAAACCAUUAGACCCGACCCUGAAAUACCAGUACUUAAGAGAAGAAGAUUUGGAAGAUGGGUCAAAAGGUGGAGGAGACAUUUUAAAAUCUCUUGAAAACACUGUAACCUCAGCUAUAAAUAAAGCCCAAAAUGGAACUCCAAGCUGGAGUGCAUAUCCCAGCAUUCAUGCAGCAUACCAGAUUUCAGACGUUAUGAAACCUUCUGCACCAAUUUGUUCUCAAGUAAUGCAAAUGAGGCCUACAUUUUCUAACAAAUUCAGACCAAUUGCUCCAAAAUGCCGAUCACUUGGCCUAAACUCCUCAUCAGAAACUCAGUCUACACAAGUGAAAGAGGAGUAUGACGAGACAGAAGUUCAAAAAGACACAAUAAAAAAGGUGACUCAAACAGAACCUGAGGCAGAUAUCAAAAAUGAAGAUUACCCUAAAACUGAAGCCAGUCCUGAGUCAUCUAGGCUAGAACCAAAUUCACCAGCAGAGGAGAAAAAAGAAAAGCAAAUAAAUGAGAAGGAAACAGAAAAAAUGAAUGAUUCUAUUGAACCUACUUUAACAAAUAAUGAUUGCUCAACAUUAAGGAGUUCACCAAAUCAUUGCCCAGAUUUACCAUGUGUGAAUCCACUGAGUGCUCUACAGUCUGUUUUAAAUAAUCAUCUAGGCAAAGCUACUGAAUCAUUGAGAUCUCAGUCAAGUUCAAGUCCCAGUUCCUGUGUCAUUUCAAUGUUUCAGAAACCUAUUAAAAGAAUGGAAAAACCAGUUGCAUGUUUAACUCCACCAAGGCCUGCUAGCAAGUAUUUAUUUGAAACCAAUGAUCAACCUAUUGAUCUUACCAAAUCUAAGAUAAAGAAAUUUGAGUCAGCCAAAGCACAGUCUUGCACUUCGCCCCCUCAGAAGCAUGCUUUGUCUGACAUUGCGGACAUGGUGAAAAUUCUUCCAAAAGCUACCACCCCAAAGAAUGUUGUUUCAGCAAGAAUUGCACCUAUGAAAUUGGAGAUGGACACUAGACACUUUGAGGAAAUCUCCACAGAAGUUUCUCCUUUGCAUAAAAGGAAGGGGAGACAGUCCAACUGGAACCCUCAACAUCUUCUUAUUUUGCAAGCCCAGUUUGCAUCAAGCCUCUUUCAAACAUCAGAAGGAAAAUACUUAUUAUCAGAUCUUGGCCCUCAAGAACGCAUGCAGAUAUCUAAAUUUACAGGACUGUCUAUGACUACUAUAAGCCACUGGUUGGCAAAUGUGAAAUACCAGCUCAGAAAGACUGGCGGCACUAAAUUUCUAAAAAAUAUGGACAAAGGACAUCCAAUAUUUUAUUGUAGUGACUGUGCAUCUCAAUUUAGAACACCUGCUAGCUAUAUCAGCCACUUGGAAACCCAUCUAGGUUUCCAAAUGAAAGACAUGAACAGGCUGGCAAUUGAACAGCAGUCUAAGACAGAAAAAAAAAUCACUAGGGUGGCUGUUCAACUGUCACCACAGCCCAUAGCUGGGGAAGAAGACACAGACUCUAAAUUUAAAUGUAAGUUGUGUUGUCGGACAUUUGGAAGUAAGCAUGCAGUUAAACUGCAUUUAAGCAAAACACACAGCAAGUCGCCAGAACAUCAUGCACAGUUUGUGGUUGAAGUUGACGAGGAAUAGUUUAUAAUAGUGCAUUGUCUUAAUUUUACUUUUAUGAUUGUACAGUUUUAUCAAACCAACAGAAAAGACUCCUGUGCUUUUAUUGACCUAGCAAUCCAAUAUGUAAUAUGUCUUUAAGUGUAUAUAUUGGUCUACUUUACAUUACAUCAUAAGGGAGCAGCUCCUGAGUAUACAUAUACUUGUAAUUUUAUUAAAUUGACUAACUGCUGCUAAAUCAUCGUAAUCUGAUUGUGGAAUUAGAAUAUGCCCAGUUUUCUAACUUUUGAUAUAAGAUAUUUUUCUGAUGCUUUGCAAUACCCUGUGCAAUCUGAAAAAGUAAAAGGAGGAAGGAACCUUUUCAUUAUCAUUUCUGAUGGGUUUAAAUGGACUCUUAACAGAUGGUAUUUCAACAAAUAUAGUGUAAUUAAUAAAAUAUACCUUAAUUUCA